AUAGCAACCCUGAGCAGCGCUUCCCUGGCUUUCCCUCUUUCCAACCUUCCUCCCCAACUCCAACUCCCUAUCCCCUGAGGCCCAUCAUAGAGUCCCCUUAGACCCUUCCGUCUCCCCUCCCGCCGAGUAGCCCAAGAUUUCAACCUAUCUGCCAGGGGGAUGGCAUCCACAUCUGCCAGGAAUGGGGAUAGAAAGGACAGCUGGCCAUCUCAAACUUCAGCCUCCUUAGGUGGAGCGCAGAAAGUCUCAUUAUCCCGGUCUGAAGAAUUCCUGACCCAGAUCAGCACAGAACUUACUGAUGAAGCCCUGUUUAUUGCUCGCUCCCACUUGAACUCUGUGCCCAUGAAUGAAAAGCAGACAAAAGACCAAGGGACUCAGAUAUCUAGACAUGUGUUCGUCAACAAAACCCGCGGCACAGACACGCGCUCUGACAGAAAUCGCACCCGCACCAAGGCACACCUUCUGCCAUCUCCUCGUGAAAAGGGACCACUCCCUAACAGCCUGACAACUGGAGGAUGAGCCCUACUCUCCCUACUGCUGCACUCUCGGCCUCCUGCCCUCCCCAAUUUGCCCCUCAGUGAAAGCCUCAAAGCCCCUCUUUUGCAACUAGCUAAACACCUCAUCUUGGGAGGAACUCCUGGUCAUCAGCAAUGCCACCUUUGAAACCAACGACGUCUCUGGACCUGUUGCAGGACUUCUCCACCUUCCAUGGGCAAUACACUACUGAGGAGAAAGUUUUAAUAAAGAGCCAGGAACCCUCCCUUCCCCCACA
Messenger RNA from Mesocricetus auratus (golden hamster), 772 nucleotides. Its product is annotated as putative protein T-ENOL. NCBI's taxonomy places the organism in Eukaryota, Metazoa, Chordata, Mammalia, Rodentia, Cricetidae. The record is from RefSeq and is a predicted model, not a curated record. Bases 160 to 519 code for a protein of 119 amino acids. The transcript has 6 exons.